Molecule: messenger RNA, 4692 nt
Organism: Brienomyrus brachyistius
Lineage: Eukaryota; Metazoa; Chordata; Actinopteri; Osteoglossiformes; Mormyridae
Gene: plcd3a
Product: phospholipase C, delta 3a
Exons: 15
Coding region: 251-2542 (763 amino acids)
Biological process (GO): intracellular signal transduction; lipid metabolic process
Molecular function (GO): calcium ion binding; phosphatidylinositol-4,5-bisphosphate phospholipase C activity
Source: RefSeq, a predicted model, not a curated record
CGUGUGGAGCCGCGUGAAGGGAGGGACCAGCAUUAUGUGAGGAUUAGUGGGCAGUCUCCCUGUUUUUUUCCCCCUGCACUUAAGAAGCGAAUCUUAUGUGGCGCAACUAGUCAACUAGUAAAACCAGCGCGAUCCAGCCCUGCCUAGGACUUAACAGGAAUGUAUGCGAACGUAGGACAACAACGGGCAUAAGGAAAUAAGAUCAGUUUAUACAUUUUAAACAAUAACAAUAUCUUUGUAGAUGUAGAUCAUGUUGGGCAGGAAUAAAAAGACAGACCUUGCGCACAAUGAAGUUACCCCCGAUCUGAAGUCGCAUGAUCCACUAAGAAAGUUAGGGCUGCUGGACGACGAGGAUGUCAGGCUGAUGAUGCAGGGCUCCAGCAUGGUGAAGGUGCGUUCCCCCCGCUGGCAGAAGACCCGCAGCCUGCGACUCCUAGAGGACGGCGUCACCGUCUGGUGCGAGACCUGCAAGAGUUUCAGGCGCACCAGGGCCCAGCAGACGUUUUCAGUGACGGAGGUGGAGUGCGUGCGCGAGGGCUGCCAGUCGGAGGCGCUACGCCGGCUGUCGGGCUCCGUUCCUGAGGCCCAGUGCUUCACGGUGGUGUUCCGCGGGAAGCGGAAGAGCCUGGACCUGCGCUGCCCGACGGAGGAGGAGGCCCAGGGCUGGGUACGAGGAAUCCGAACCAUCAAGGAUAAAGUCUCCAAUAUGAGUCAGAAGGAGAAGCUCGAUCACUGGAUCCGGGGCUACCUGAAGCGGGCCGACCAGAACCAGGACGGGAAGAUGAGCUACGAAGAGGUGAAGCGCCUGUUGCAGAUGAUCAACAUCGAUCUGAACGAGCAAUACGCCCGCACCCUCUUCAAGAAGUGCGACCGCUCUGCCGAUGGCCGAUUGGACCCCACGGAGAUCGAGGAGUUCUGCCGCGAGCUGAUGCGCCGUCCCGAGUUGGACGCCGUGUUCCAUCACUACUCAAGCAACGGCUGCGUGCUGACCACCGCCGAGCUGCGUGACUUCCUGGGCGACCAGGGCGAGGACGCCUCCCUGGCUCACGCCCAGAAGCUCAUCUCCACAUACGAGCUCAACGAGUGGGCCCAGAAGCACCAGUACAUGACCCUGAACGGCUUCGCCAUGUACAUGCUGUCCCAGGAGAAUGACGUGUUCAACGCAGACCACUCAGUGGUGUAUCAGGAUAUGACCCAACCCCUGACUCACUACUUCAUCUCCUCCUCCCACAACACCUACCUCACCAAGGACCAGGUGACCAGCGCCAGCAGCACAGAGCCGUAUAUCAGAGCUUUGAACCAAGGCUGUCGCUGUGUGGAGUUGGACUGCUGGGACGGGGACAAAGGAGAGCCUGUGAUCUACCACGGACACACCCUAACCUCCAAGGUGCUCUUUAAGGAGGUCAUAGAGACCAUCUCUCAGUACGCCUUCAAGGCCUCGCCGUAUCCUCUGAUUCUGUCCCUGGAGAAUCACUGCAGUGUGGAGCAGCAGUCCGUCAUGGCCAGGCACCUACGCGCCAUCCUGGGCCGUCGGCUCCUCACCAAGCCUGUCGGCGAUCAGCAGCUGAAGCACCUGCCCUCCCCAGAGGACCUGAAGGGACGAAUCCUAAUCAAGGGCAAGAAGGAGACCUCUCAGCUUCACAAGGUGGACAGCUUCACCAACACCGUUCCGGGAACCGAGGCUGCAUCCUCCAAGCUGAGUCCGGAGCUGUCGGACCUCGUCGUGUACUGCCGCAGCAUAAACUUCCGCGGCUUUGACCACGUCUCCGCGAAAUCCCCCAGCGAGAUGUCGUCAUUCUCCGAGAACGACGCCCUCAAACACAUUAAAGAGUCAGGGAAACUAUUCGUUCGGCACAACAGCAGGCAGCUGAGCAGAAUCUAUCCCUCUGGCCAGAGACUGCAGUCCUCUAACUACAACCCCCAGGACAUGUGGAAUGCUGGCUGUCAAAUGGUGGCCCUCAACUUCCAGACCCCCGGGGAGCAGAUGGACCUGAACCAGGGCCGCUUCCUGGCUAACGGCCGCUGUGGGUACAUUCUCAAGCCGAGCUUCUUGUGCCGGCUCGAUUCCAAUUUCAAUCCGGAGAACACGGGCGGUGGCCCGGGACACAUCCCUACACAGCUCACCAUUCGGGUGAUCUCAGCUCAGCAGCUCCCCAAAGUCAACACAGACAAGCCAAACGCCAUCGUGGAUCCGCAGGUGUGGGUGGAGAUCCAUGGGGUGGGCAUCGACAAUGCCCGGAACAAAACGCAUCGCAUCGAUAACAAUGGUUUUAAUCCGCGCUGGGACUGCACGCUGAGCUUCCAGCUGCAGGUGCCGGAGCUGGCUCUGGUCCGCUUCGUGGUGGAGGACCACGACCACACUUCCAAGAAUGACUUUGUGGGCCAGUUCGCCCUGCCCUUCACCAGCCUGCGCACAGGUUACCGGCACGUCCACCUGCUGAAGGAGGAUGGAUCCAACCUGUCGCCCGCCACCCUCUUCAUCCACAUCAAGGUGACCCGCAAGGGCACCACCCUCAGAGCUCUGUCUAAGCUCAUAUCAUGACUCCAUCCCCUCCUCCCCUUCACAGUGUUGUGAUGAGCUUUAUGCCACUUGCUGUGUUCCUUUGAGCACCCCAAUGAUGUUGAGUGAUGUCAUCCUGCUGUGAACAGGAAGUCAUCACUAUGCACUACAGCGGCGGACAAAGCUGAUUGGUUGUGUUUGUGUCAAGACCACAUUGACAGUUGACAUGUCAUGUGCCAAUGCAAGGCCUCAUAGGAUAAGUUAUCACUGGCUGAGGAGUCCUUGUGCUUGCAGGCCUAGUGCCUGGUUAAAAAGACUGAACCCUGCGUCUAUGUGUCAUUUUUAACUGUGACUAUAUAUCGAAGCUUCCCCCCCCCACAUUUUCUGUUUCAAUGUGACUCAUCACUCCCUGCCCCUGAAGGACAUGCAUGCUCUACUGGAUCUUCAAACCCACUACAUCCACUUCACCACAGAUUUGCCAGCGACGUGAGGCUUGGCUGCACCACUCACCACCUGCAGGGGCAAAUGUGCGGUUUUAAGGAGCUUCACUCGAGAGCUGUGCAGACAAGCUUAGCCUUCCGCUGGGAAUAUGCUAAUUUAGCUCCGCCCACUGGACCUCAGGAUCGCAGCUGGCAACUAUAGCGUGAACCUUACCUGAUGCCCACAUGUCGGCUAACUGUGCUGCUCCUAAGUCCUGUGUGAUUUUGGUAUUCCUUUACUGAAAUUAGCCUACAGUUAUGUGCCUUAGCAUUAGCAGAUGCUGUCAGGUGCUUUGUUACUAUUCUGAUGGACAUUGCAGACAGCCAAUCACGGACUCGCAUAUUACAACGUAAGCUUGUGGCCUUAGGAGACCUUAAAGUUAGUCAUAGACUUAGGAACUUCAGAGCUCAGUCAAAAAACUGACAGAAUGGCUUGGAGCACAAAAUUGGUGUGUGAUUUCAGCUUGAUAUUGCUGCAAGUUGAGUUUCAAGUAUCAAACCAAGUUCCUGUAACUGCUAAUGGAGUAAACUAAACAAACAUAGCCUAAUCUUUGUUUGGUUCAACAUUUAAAGAUCACUUAAUAUUUAGGAGGUUUUUUUUUAUUUCAUUGUUUUAUAGCUGUUUUAAUUAACGUUUGUGAUAUUUUUCUAUUUAAAUCAGCUGCUUCAGGUGUGAAAUUUUUACCUGCUCUUUCAGCUUCACUGCAUGAAGUUGCUGCUGCUUUAAUGGAACCGGUUUUCUCAAAUGGUGUGACCACAGCACUGUUGUACUGUCUUGGAAAGACCAGACAGUCGGAGUCACCCACACAGAAGAGGACACUGACUCCCCCAUGUGAAGAAGGAAGCAUGAAACCCUCCCAGAGCAGGAAGACUUGUGGUUCGGGACAUGGACUCGUAAUAGGAAGGAUAUUUAUUCAAGUCUCUCAGAUGAGGCUGUUAUAGUGUCAGUGCUCAGAGUACCUACCCAAAAUUGGUCCAGAUAAUUAAACUCCAAUUAAUUAAGUUUCUGUUGCAUAAAAAUGUGCAUUUGUGACAAACAUCUACUUUACAGCUUGUCUUAAAGCAGUGUUUCUCAAGCUGGACCUUGGGGACCCCAGGCAGUCCACGUUUUCGCUCCCUCCCAGCUCUCUGCCACAUAAUCCAUGUUUUUGCUCCUUCCCAGCUCUCUGCCACAUAGUCCAUGUUUUUGCUCCCUCCCAGUUCUCUGCCACAUAGUGCACAUUUUUGCUCCCUCCCUGUCCCCUGCCACAUAGGCCAUGUUUUUGUUCCCUCCCAGCUCCCUACCAGAUAGUCCACAUUUUGCUCCCUACUGAGAGCUGGGAAGGAGCAAAAGCAUGGACUGUCUGGGGGUCCCCGAGGACCGGAUUGGGAAACACUGCCUUACAGAAAGCUGCUGGCCAGUUGGCUGUAGGUCAGCUCGGGCCCUAUAUCUCCGACCCAGAAAAAUUAACACCAGUCCUGCUUCUCUGUGGGACUGACACCCUUUCAGACCAUAGCAGCAUGGAUGUUCAUGGAAGGAGAUGGGUGGACAUAGAGAAAAAAGAACCUGAUUAAAUUACUAUUAAUGAUUCAAUAUAAACAAAAAACGACCUAGUAACUAAAAUACAAGCAAUGUGUAAGUUUAUAAAUAAAUGUGUUUCGUACAUCUCUUUUUAAAAUGCUUCUAAGCAUGUUUCUAUUUCAUAUAUUAAAAAAACACAUUUUUAACUUUGA